Molecule: messenger RNA, 4600 nt
Organism: Ahaetulla prasina
Lineage: Eukaryota; Metazoa; Chordata; Lepidosauria; Squamata; Colubridae
Product: F-box DNA helicase 1-like
Exons: 21
Coding region: 65-2692 (875 amino acids)
Biological process (GO): replication fork processing; double-strand break repair via homologous recombination
Cellular component (GO): nucleus
Molecular function (GO): hydrolase activity; DNA binding; ATP binding
Source: RefSeq, a predicted model, not a curated record
GCGGCUUGUGGUGCGCUUGCAAACAAGGAGCGGUGGCUUAUUUUGCAACUUAGGCGGAGGUCAAAUGACCUCUUUCAAGCAACCCCACCUGGCAGCGAGCGAUUGUGAAGAUCCUCCUCAGAGCCCAGAAGGCACAGCCGCCCUGAAGCAGCCCUUCAACCAGAGUCCGGACAGCCAAGAUGCCUCUGGAGGCUUUUGCGAAACUCCUCAGAAAAACAAAGAUUCCCAAGAUGAAGGAGACACAUCGGUGCCCCCCAGGAAACCUAGCGGCUCCAAAGGAAACACUGGCCAAGAGGUCCAAGAACCAUUGUUGGUGAGGCUUCUUGAAGAGAGCUCAUGCGAUGGAACUGUCCAGCAGGAAAUUCAAGAUGUUGAGUUAAUUCCUUGGAAGACGCUGUACAAUCAGUAUUUGGAAAAAGCUGACCAUGCCUCGCAGACCGUAGGAGUCAUUCUGCAACGGUACGGCCUAACCAAGGAGCACCACCAGUGCAUGCUGGGAUUUAUUCGGUGCGCGGCUAAUGUUCGGAGCUGCCGCUGCCGAGAUCCCACCGCUGCCCUCGCGUGUCUGAAACGCCACUCGCUCUUUCCCAAGGCGGAAAUCUGCAUCGCCAAGAACCUCCCGGAUUUGGAUGGGCGCAAAGAGAAACCGGCCUACGUUCGGGCAGUGACGGCGGCCAUUGUGCUCUUUGCUGGAGGCGUUCGCGAUAUUCAGGAGCUGGUGCGCUGUCUCCAAAGGCCCAGCUCCACCAUGUCGCUGAUGGACGCCCUCGAGAUGUUGUAUUCUACGGCCACCCUACUUUACGCCAUGCGAGAGAAUGAAGUCUGGAUCAGUAACAGGUUUCACUACAAUGUUUUUUAUUGCUUGCAUCACUUGGAGAAAUCACCCGACAACAUGCCUGCCAUAAAUGAUCUUGAAUUAUCCAGCAGUAAUGGAGAUCUUGGCUCUGUUUUACGACCUACUAGUGAACAACAACAGAUCUUAAACCAUGAGCUUAAACCACGAGAGCGGGUAAUAAUUGAAGGUUUCGCAGGCACCGGCAAAACAUCCACGCUGAUCCAGUAUGCCAGGAAGUGGUCCGAGCUGAACUUCUUAUACUUGGUAUUCAACAAGACCAUGGCACAAAAGGCGUUGCAGGUUUUCCCUGCCAACGUCACCUGUAAAACCAUCCACUCCUUAGCUUAUGCCAAAGUCGGCCGAGAGUACGAGAAUAAAUUUAUUCCGGACUUACUGACCGACGAGGUAAGAAGUGUCCUCUCCAAUCCUGAGACCAGUGCCACGAAAGUCGUUCAGACCCUCAAAGCCUUUUUCGCUUCAGCAGAUGACGCCAUCACUGUGGAGCACACCGGCUAUGGAGAAAAUGUGGAGGAAUGCAAAAAGCAAAUCAUUGUUGAAGAAGCGAAACAAAUAUGGACCAAGAUGAAAGCGCCGGGCCCAACCACGGAAAUGGCACACAGAAUGACGCACGACGGUUACUUGAAACUUUGGCAACUCCGGAAGCCGUCUCUUUCCAAAUACGACGCCAUCUUGGUGGAUCAGGCCGAAGACUGCACCCCCGCUAUGAUGAAUGUUGUCCUCUCACAACAAUGUGCUGUGAUCUUGGCAGGAGAUCUGCACCAACAGAUCUACACCUUCCGAGGUUCUGACAACACAGCUUUUGAUGUGCCCCACAGCCACGUCUUUUACCUGACGCAGAGUUUUCGGUUUGGCUACGAAAUAGCUUACGUUGGUGCAAUCCUUCUGGAUGUUUCCCAAAAAGUCCGGAAAGUCCUGGUGGGAAACAACAAGGGCAGUGAUGCCAGCGUGGAUGGGAAGGUGGCUUGUUUAUCCUGGACCAACAAAAGUAUCUUUGAGAAAGCUGUGAGCAUUACAAGUGGAGACUUACCUGCUAAGAUACACUUCCUGGGGGGUAUUAAAGCUGUUGGCCUGGAUAUAAUUGAAGAUCUUUGGAAGGUCCUGGAUCCUGACUGUGACUUCUCUCAAAUGGAUUUUUUAUAUAGCAUCCAAUGUUCAAGUCUGUCAAGAUCCUUGAGCCUAUCUUCUGGAGUUGAGGAGGGCUUGGCCAGCAUCAAGGACUAUGCUGAAAAAGCGGAAGACAAACAACUGGAAAUAAAAAUUGGAAUUGUGGAGAAAUACCGGGAACGUAUUCCGGAGCUGGUAAAAAGGAUACGCAAGUGCCAUGUAUCGAAUCCUGAAAAUGCAGAUUACGUCCUAGGGACUGUGCACAAGGCCAAAGGGCUGGAAUUUGACACCGUCCAAAUUGAUGAUGAUUUGAUGAGCAACUCCAGUCUUGCAAGGUUGCGUUUGAACCAAAUUGAAGGCAUUCCGAAAGAUGAGUGGAAUUUGCUGUACCUCGCUGUCACUCGAGCCAAGAAGUGUCUCACCCUGCCCAGGUUUUUUGCUGAUAUCCUAAAAGCCGCCAAGGAGUACUGUGUCCGGUUUGAAUUAGCCACCGAACUGUCCAGUACGACACCCCUGGUCUGUUCAGAAGACAGCUGCCGCAGUGCUAUCCCAGCGGAUUCCGUGCUAAUCCCCAAAAGGAUCAAUUUUCCUUACAUGGACGGCGCCGAAAACCCCGAGGGAUUUCUUUGUCCUUCUUGCGCUUCGUGCCAACUUGGCCCCGUUGCACAGCUCUCAGGAUCUUCCAGGAUUGAGGUUCCAGCUGUGGUUCACAUCCUCCUUGAAGACUUUUGACUACUUCAACCAACCGACCAAAAUUGCAUGGGGGUUUUUCAAGCCAAAAAAAAAGCGAAGAAUGUAGAAAGGAAGGUAUCCUAUUGAUGUGUGUGAGGAGGGGUGAUGCUUUUGGUGUGGUGCCUGGAGAGUCAGAAUUCAUCAGAACAGAGCUGCAAGGGACCUUCUUAAAAACCUCCAGGGAUGGAGCUCUCACAACUUCUGGAGGCAAGUCGUUCCACUGAUUAAUUGUUCUCACUCUUAGGAAGUUUCUCCUUAAUUCCAGGUUGCUUCUCUUAAUGGAAUGGAAUAGAAUAAGCAAUAGGAAUAGAAUAGAAUAGAAUAGAAUAGAAUAGAAUAGAAUAGAAUAGAAUAGAAUAGGAAUUGGAAUUGGAAUUGGAAUUGGAAUUAAAAUUAGAAUAAGAAUAGAAUAGAAUAAGGAAUAGGAAUAGAAUAGAAAUGAAUAGAAUAAAAUAAGAAUAAGAAUAGAAUAGAAUAGAAAAGAAAAGAAAAGAAUAGAAGAUGAAUAGAAUAGAAUUAGAAUUGAAAUUGGAAUUAAAAUUAGAAUAAGAAUAGAAUAGAAUAGACUAAGGAAUAGGAAUAGAAAUUAAUAAAAUUAGAAUAAGAAUAGAAUAAGGAAUAGGAAUAGAAUAGAAUUAGAAUAAGAAUAAAAUAGAAAGAAUAGAAUAAGGAAUAGGAAUAGGAAUAGAAUAGAAUAGAAUAGAAUUAGAAUAGAAUAAGGAAAGGAAUAAAAUAGAAUUAGAAUAAGAAUAAGAAUACAAUAGAAUAAAUAGAAUAGAAUAAGGAAUAGGAAUAGAAUAGAAUAGAAUAGGAAUAGAAUAGAAUUAGAAUAAGAAUAGAAUAGAAUAAAUAGAAUAGAAUAAGGAAUAGGAAUAGAAUAGAAUGCUCCUCAAAAUCAGACAGUGUGCUUUUUUUAUAUCUUGUAAAGUUUUCUUUAUAGAUUUAAGCCAUUCCAGCAGCCUUGCACUAUUUAUAAAGAGAGUUUUUUUAAAGUAUUUUUGCUAUGAAAAACAGGUAAAAAAAGGUGAUUCUUCCCAACGAUGUGCCUUAGAAAGGGACGGAAACCCUCUAUCUCUUUCCAAUAACUCUUUAGCACUUUCUCAUUGGUUCUUCAGGAACAAAGUGAUAUUUGCAGUAUGUUUUAGUAAAAAUUGUUCUGGUUAAAUGGUGAGAAAUGUACUUGCUUAUAAAGUUAUUAAUGAAUCUGACCCAUCCCAAAAAAAUAUCAAUAAAUAAACCAAUAAUUGAUGUGAGUCACAAUGGUAUGACGGUUUCCUUCUUCAUGAAAUAUGGAUGGAUGGAUGAUAGAGAUAAUAGAUAGAUAGAUAGAUAGAUAGAUAGAUAGAUAGAUAGAUAGAUAGAUAGAUAGAUAGAUAUAGACAAACAGUAAUGGAUGGAUGGAUGGAUAAAUAAUAGGAAGAGAUAGAAGAUAGACAUAGGUAAUAAAGUGGAUGGAUGGAUGGAUAGAGAUGAAUAGAUGAUAGGUAGAGGAUAGAUGAUAGACAUGUAAUAGUGGAUGGAUAGAUGGAUGAUAGAUAGAGAUAGAUGAUAGAUCAUAGAGUGGAUAGAUCAUAGAGUGGAUGGCUGGGACAAAUAUAAACACACAGUGCAUGGACAAAAUUCAGAAUCCAUUGGCCACUAGAUGGCAGGAGAGAGAUAUAAACGGGAAGAUUGUGUGAUAUAUAUACACACACACAUGAAAUUAUUUUGGAACUGCUCCAUCCCUUUGUAGAGUUGCAGGUCGAGAAGAUUUUUAAAAUACAUUUCAAAGUCCAACUUGAUUCCUGCUGAUUUCACGGAGGCCUCCCGGAAGUCCUCAGCUGCACAAAUGACCCCGUGUCCUUCCUGGACAGUUUUCCUUUUAACUUCUCAGUUGACUUUAGAGCAGAGGUCUCCAACCUUGGCAAC